CUACACACUAAAGUGUCCGAACUUCAGCGGUCCCGGAAACAUGUCAAAGGAUGGCUUGUCUCAGCUACUGUCAUCGUAUGGAUCAGAUGAAUCGGAAAACUCGAGCGACGAUGCGGAGGAAUUGACUGCUGUUAAAAAGAAAACGGAAUCUCAAAGCAUGAAACUUAAACUGGCCAAAACUGAAAAAGGCGGGUGCGAGAAUUGUGGCAUUACUCAAGAAGAAAGGCAAGCUUAAUUUAAUUUUUUCAGUCCUACAAAUUUUUGAAAGUAAGAAGGGGUCCUACAUAGAAAUGAUGAAUAAUUUUUAGUCAACCUCAGCUUUACUAUACUUAUAGAAUGGUGGUGACAAAUUAAUUCUGUUGCAACUCUUAGUGCUUAUGUCAGCCAAGCCAGGUAAGGUUCAAAUUCCCCAAACACCCCCCCCCCUUGAGCAUGGAUGAUGGUCAGUUGCCGGGGGGGGGGUGAAUGUUGAAGCUUCAAAUUGAUUAUUACUGACAUCAUCCUGUUAGUAAAUUAGUAAUAUAUAAUUGUGAACUCAAAUGAUGAAAGCUUCAUGAGAAAAUGGUAAAUAAAAUGAUAAAGUGAUUGAUUAAGAUGGGAGUAUAUAUUGGUCGGGUUUACAAAUUAUUUUGGUAUAUAAUCUGAAACUUAAUUAUGUAUGCAUAUUUAUACCCUUUUCCCAUGUGCCUGAUGAUACAUGAAAGUAUGCAGCAAUUUCUUUCUCAGUGAAGUAGAGUAAAAAAGGGAUCCUCAACUAUUGCACAUUAAACCCAUGAGACAAGUGUUGUUGUUAUUACCUUUGCCUGAGAAAACCUAGAAUCAGUGUUGCCAGGCUAUAAAAAAUGCUGCUACUCUUAUCAUGAAAGACCUGCAGUUUAGCAGUUUAUCAGCUGUGUUCUUAUGACUCCAUGGGAAAGGGAAGGUUGUGAAAUUGCUCAGAGUUACCUUUGCUCCUUUCUUUUGAUAUCCCACGUAGGAAUUGUAAUUGAAUUUUGAUAUUUUCACUAGUCAGGUAAUGUUCAGUAUAAAGCAUUUGAAAUAUAAACUCACACCUAAACAAUGUUUAUUUAUAACAGAAAGGUUUUGCCAUUACCAAAAGAAGUAUUGAAUAUGUUCAGAGAAGGUAGGAAAUUUUCAUAUCCACAAACAUGUUUCGUGACAUCAAUGUUUGGCGACAAUGCCACAGAAUUUGCAAGCAUACAAUGCACUCUAUCAAAUUGGCCAAAGCAAUCAUUAUUCUCACAACAAUUGCAAAGCACCCCACAAACAUACUGUUAGUUGAUUUUAGCUUACCAUUUGAUAUAAUUUUUAUCAGGCAAGUACAAACCAUGCUGCUUCUUUGAGAUUUCAUACCCAGGAUGUCUUAGGUAGAAUUUAGUUGAUGAAGCAGAAUAUCUGAACCAUUUAACUAAUUGAUAGUGGUUUUAAGUGUGGUCUGCACUCUCAUCAACAACAAUGUUGGUAACCACAGUGGUCAAAGAGUUGUGGACUUAGGAGGCCCAGCAGGCCAUUCCAAACCACUGUUAAUUUGUUUUUUUACCACAAUUAUAUCGACAUCAAAUAAAAUGACUCUUUCAGAGCCUGACCACCAUCAUGACACAUUGAUAUGUCAGCAGCAUCAUCUGUACUCUUAUCAACAACAGUAAUACAGCAAAUUUGCCUUCAGAUUGCAACAUUACUGCCAAUUGUGGUAAAUCACAGGAUAUGUUGACCUUAUUAAGACAAAGACUUCUGACUAUUUCCAAACACACCAGAGCUAAACAUGUCUGAAGGCAUAAUAAGUUGUUUUCUACCUCUUCUGUCCUUCAUUUUCAUGGAAGGACUUUUCUCCUGUGGUAGUGGCUCAAGUUCGUGUUGCCUCAUUCAUUUUUUGCAGGAAUGUGUCAGUUAUGGUUGACAUAAAUAACGUAGUAAUUCACAAGAGAUUGGUGUGAGGUGGAAAUUUUAAAUGAUCAGAUGGAGUAUAGACACACCCUCAAACCUGGAACUUCACUUCGCCAUAACCCCUUUUUUAAACCCAUUAAAUUUUUUUAACCAAAUUUUCAAUGCUUGUGGGUGGUCAAAUUCAAAGUAUUUCCUUGUUUUCACUUACACUUGGGCAAUGUUUCAUUUUUGCCAUUAAUCGUGUUACUUCAGAUCCCAUCUCAGAAGAUGAAUCAGCUAAACACCAUGGAAGGAUAAGGACAUUUUCUCAUUUUCCUGGUAACUGGGCUAUGCAUGUGUUUAUUCCUUGUAAGUCCCUCUGAAUCAAUACUUUAUUUUACAGUUUUUAUUUUCAUAUGUCUUCUGCAGGGUAAUAUAUGCUGUGUCUUUAAUUUGAAAGGGGCAACAUGAUUGGCUGUGUUUGUGUACUUUUGUACAACUGGUAACAGGCAGCGAAUCCUUUUAACUUAAAUGUAGUUGAAUGGGUAAGGCAGAGAAACAUAGAAAGGUUUAUAUUCUAAUAAUUUCCUUGUGAAACAUGUCAACAAAGUGGUAAUUUGUUUACUUUUUGCAUUGUAGCUUUUUGCAAGACUUUUUAAUAUACACAAUUAUGAACGGUAAAACAUUUUGUGAACUAAUUUUUACUAAUAAUUGAUUGUGUUCCACCUGCAAAGUCACAACCAACAGUUAUUUUGAGAGCCUUGUGGUAUCUGUGGUCGAAAGUUUGGCAGCUAUUAUAUCAGGUGAAGUUCACCUGACACCAUGUAAUGAGUUACAUGUUAGUGUGUCCAGAACAGUGCCAGUCAGACACUACUGGAUUGAGCCAAUUGUACAACAGCUAAAAAAUGGCCUCAGUACAGUGCAAAGGUAUGGUAUAAACUAGAAAGCUCAGUCAAGAUGAUUACCCUCUCAUAUCUUGAUGUACUUUUUACAUGUUUAUACUCCCCAUUUAAAAAGAAGAUUUUAUUUUUCCAAACACUUUCUACCAUAGUAUGAAAUACAUUUUAAAAUUCAUAAUGUUUUAGCAAUUGUACUGAAGAUAGUGCUAAUUUUGAUAUCAAUAGAACCAUACACAGAUUGGAACAUGUGCCAGUUUUUAAUAAAAGUAAUCAUUGUCAUCUGCCAUUCUGCCAAGUGUGCUCAUUAUGAGGCCAUCUCUUUGACCAUGAUUUGCUUGGAGAAAUAAAAAGAAAUACAGCCCAGGCACAGCAAUCUUUUAGAGUGCAGUAUUGUAAAUUUGCACUUGCUCAUACAAGAAUUAGUUCAUGUGCUUGUAUUGGUAAAGAAAAUGUUAUGCAUGAAACCACUGUAAUGUACAUGCCUUAGGGAUCCGGAGUUACCCAUGGUAUAAUGAACCCUAUUCGAUCAACUAUAGCAUAUGAAAAUUCCAUUUUGUGUUAUGUUUUAGUUUCAGGUCUACCUUGCAGUGCCCUGAAUUCUAUACAAAUGAUGAAAAAACAAGGUAAUAUACAUAAUGUCAUCUCUAGUCAAAAAUGUUUUACCUGAAGAUGAACUCAUGUAGUUAACUAAUUGAUGUACUUAACACUGCUUGUGACAAGUAUUCCCCAGCAUAUCAACUGCACCCUUGAAGAGAACAUGCAAUUCAAUGGCUUAGUUAAUUCUUAGCAUUAAAAUGAUUUUCUUGCAGUCUUGACAGCUGUAGCUCAGUGAUGAGUUAACAACCUCACAUUCUGUGGUUAAUUUCAGAUCAUUUUUAGCAUUGAAAGUAGUUGCAGGACAUAAAAAGGUAAUGAAGUACUUUAUUCAUAAGUCAUUUGAAUGGAGACAGACAUAAAGAAACCCAGAGUAAUCAAACUGUUUGAAAAAUUCAACCAACCUUUAACAUGAAAAUGGCAAAGUCAUCUCGGCAGGGGGGUGGAGGUGAUAGCAAGUUAGACAGGUAGGGUAACACUGUCAGGUUCUCGUAUUAACACUUUGGCUUGCCUGGCAGGGGACAAGACAACUCAACCUGGGAACAAUUGUUGACUGGCCAAAAGAAAAGCUCUAUUUUCAUAAUAUAUCAAAAUAAAGUCCUUUUACUUUUUAUGGUGUUGACUUUACAAAUCUAAUGCAUAUAUAUAAUUAAUAUAUAGACAGACUGAGAUUAAAACACGCCUUGAAGGUAAAAAGAGUGAAAUGCUGCAAAUGGUCUAUUAUUGUCUCAAAGGGGUUCACACAGAUGAUUGAAUUGCUUAAUAUAUAUUUGUAUAUGUGUUUGAAGGACUGCAAUAGAACAAAUUUGUUAUUUACUUAGAAUUGAUUUUUAACUUACCAGGAAAUGUACCAUCUUUGUUAUAAUUCUAUAGCUUUUAAUAAGCCAUUGCCUUGUAAAGGAAAGGAAACAUUAAUGCUGAACAACUUCUAAUUUUCAGCUGAAAGAGAUUGUUGCCAUAGUAGAUGAUAUCUUGGAAGAAUUUUCUCUUCCAGCAUUCUACAAGGUAUUUCAUUUAGUUAACUUGGUAGAGAUUGAUGUGAUAUGUUUCGGUGAUUUUGAAGGCUUAUUUAUUGAAAUUGGCUUUCUCUUGACAUUUUUCAAAUAAGUGUAAUAUUGAAUGUGGAAUCAACAUUAUUUUACUGAGAGUUUUUCAACAGGAUUUCUUUGUGUAGGUUCAGUUUUUGGUUUAGUUUUGGUCUUCUUUUGGGUGCUCUUGUUUGUGAUACACUUCACCUGACAACACAUAUUUUUGGUUCUGUUUCAUCAGUUGAAUACUAGGCUUAUCAAAUGAAUUCAUUUUUAGGAUCCAUCAUUUCAUCUAAGUAUUGCAUGGCUGCUUGGAGACAUCAGCUCUGAAAGGACAGAAGAAAUUCAAACUAAACUCCAGGUAAAAAUAAGCCGCUGAUUACUUGCACAACAGUUGCAACACCAAUUAUUUUUUGUGACAAUGAAAACUAAAGAUUCCUAACAAAUGGUAACACUUAUGGUCAGUUAUUUACACAAGGUCUAACCCAAACCAUGGUUUGACGCAAUUAGUGGGUUUCAGGCUUUCUCUGUAAGAGGGUUGAUUUAAUGAAAUAAAUGUCUUUCCACUGUUCGCUUUUGGCCCUCUUUACAGUGUUCACAAAAAUAAACAUUCAGAAAAAAGGUUCAGCUAAAUUGAGGAUUGUCUAGUACAGGGUUUUGUUAAACAACUGCUGAAUUAACUUUGUUCAAGCACUGGUAUACUUUUCAGUCAUGCACUUUUAUUAUUGUAAUAUAUUGUAGAUCACAAUAAGGAAAAAAUCUUUAUAGAAAGAUAAUUGAGAAACAGGAAAACUUUGAUGUAGCUUGCUGUUUGCAACACCCAGUGUUUUAUACAGCAGUUAUUAGAUCCCAGUUGUGGUGAAGUCCUGUUUUCACAUGUUACACUGCUUCCAUUCACUGUUCCCUCUGUAGGAUAUCUUGGAUACUUGCAUUUGCGAAAAAGAAGUUGCCAGGUCAUUGGUAUUGGAAGUAAAAGAAGUACACUGUAACAUAGGAAAUAAACAUUUUGUUUUUCCAUUGGAUGGCACGUGAUUAGAACAAGUCAGGACCAGGGAUCAAGAUCACAAAGAAAACUCUGCUGUUGACAAUAGGAAGAGUCUAAAGCAGCAACUCACAGUGUUUUUUUUUGUAGGAAAGAUAGACAACUUUCUGGCUUGAGAGUGGCUGGUUAGUAAGCCAUCUUAGAUUGUUAUGAAAUGCAGACUCCAACGUUUCUCUAGUUUAGGUCUUUGCAACAAUACAUGUGGUCCAGAGAGACAAAAAAAGAACAUUUGAGUCAUAAGCCUUUCUAAAGUGUAAAAGAGAUAAAAGAAUAUUAAUUAGAAAAAAUACAAAAGAGGAAAAUGAUCAAUUUUCCUUAUUGUGCUGAUGCACUUACUUUCAUAAUAUUUGCAAAAACAAUAAUCAGAUGUCAUUAAGAAGUGAGAAAGAACCUUCUAGUGGAAGUGUUGUGAAAAUUUGACUGCCAGGCAUUUAGACUAUUUGAGACCAGGCCGGGCUGCCAGGCAUUUGGCCUCAGCAGUUAUUAUUGGUUUUCUGUUUUUCUUUUAUGCUUUACCACCAUAGUUUCUCUUAUUCUCUCUUAUUUCUUACCAAGCAACACACUAGUCACCUCCACUGCAAUGAAUAGUGGUUUUAAGAUUGUUAUUAUCUCAUUCAAAAGAAAUGCAUCCUGCACCCUCAGACAGACUUUCUCA
This is a messenger RNA of Pocillopora meandrina, 6081 nucleotides long. Lineage: Eukaryota; Metazoa; Cnidaria; Anthozoa; Scleractinia; Pocilloporidae. The record is from the annotation of a GenBank genome assembly.